Metarhizium brunneum ARSEF 3297 is the source of this 1116-nucleotide messenger RNA. It is a transcript of the gene acr3, whose product is annotated as Arsenical-resistance protein Acr3. Gene Ontology annotation, molecular function: arsenite transmembrane transporter activity; antiporter activity; antimonite transmembrane transporter activity. The record is from RefSeq and is a predicted model, not a curated record. Lineage: Eukaryota; Fungi; Ascomycota; Sordariomycetes; Hypocreales; Clavicipitaceae. Gene Ontology annotation, cellular component: plasma membrane. Gene Ontology annotation, biological process: antimonite transmembrane transport; arsenite transport.
AUGGCCGAGCCCACGCCCAACGACACCAAGCAACACGACACGGAGAGACAAUCCCCGGCAUGCGCGCAAAAGACAUCGGCCUUCAAGUCCCUCGGCUGGCUGGACAAGUUCCUCGCCAUAUGGAUCCUUCUCGCCAUGCUCGUCGGCAUACUGCUGGGGAACUUUGUGCCCAGCACCGAGAGGGUUCUCCAGCAGGGACGCUGGGUCGGGGUGUCGAUACCAAUCGCAAUCGGGUUGUUGGUCAUGAUGUACCCCAUCCUGUGUAAUGUGCGGUACGAAACGCUGCACAGGAUUCUGGGGCAAAAGGCCCUCUGGAUGCAGGUCCUCUUCAGCAUCGUCUUCAACUGGAUCGUCGCACCGUUCUUCAUGCUCGGCCUGGCAUGGGCUUUUCUCCCCGACGAACCAGAUCUCCGCAAUGGCCUCAUUCUCGUCGGUCUUGGCCGCUGUAUUGCCAUGGUGCUUAUAUGGAAUGGCCUUGCGGGUGGCGACGCCGAGUACUGCGCCAUCUUGGUCGCCAUCAAUUCCAUGCUGCAGAUGGUCCUGUUCGCGCCCAUGGCUGUGUUCUUUAUCCGUGUCAUUGGACGCCCAGACAGUGACGACGUGGCCGUACAAUACUCUGUUGUCGCAACGAGCGUGGGCGUGUUUCUGGGCAUCCCUCUCGGCACGGCAAUCGUCACCCGCCUUGCCUUGCGGCAUCUAGCCGGCGAGAAGUGGUACAACGACAUCUUUAUGAAGCUCCUGUCGCCAUGGUCCCUGAUCGGGCUGCUGUACACGAUUAUUGUGUUGUUUGCCGCCCAGGGAAAGCAUGUCGUGCGGCAGAUUGUGAGUGUUGUGCGUGUGGCCGCUCCGCUGGUAGUGUAUUUCCUCGUCAUCUUCUUUGUUACGCUAUGGGUGACGAGGAGACUGGGGUAUGGCUACCGCAUUGGAUGCACGCAGAGUUUCACGGCUGCCAGCAACAACUUCGAGCUAGCCAUCGCGGUGGCGGUUGCAACCUUUGGGGCGGAUAGUGAGCAGGCGUUGGCGGCGACGGUUGGGCCUCUGAUCGAGGUUCCUGUCUUGGUUGGGCUAGUGUAUUUCGUGAGAUGGAUUGGACGGCGGUGGAAAUGGGAGGAGUAA